Messenger RNA from Colletes gigas, 4998 nucleotides. RefSeq names its product casein kinase I (gene gish). Gene Ontology annotation, cellular component: cytoplasm; nucleus; plasma membrane. Gene Ontology annotation, molecular function: protein serine/threonine kinase activity; ATP binding. Lineage: Eukaryota; Metazoa; Arthropoda; Insecta; Hymenoptera; Colletidae. The transcript is spliced from 11 exons. Bases 1234 to 2736 code for a protein of 500 amino acids. The record is from RefSeq and is a predicted model, not a curated record. Gene Ontology annotation, biological process: signal transduction; positive regulation of canonical Wnt signaling pathway; endocytosis.
CGCGAGAGACAGGAGCGUAAGCUUGUCCGCGAUCGUUUGUCCGCGUUCGACAGCUCUUUCGAAUAGCGUGCGUGCGAUCGGUAGACGGUAGAAUCAGGAAAAUAGUCGUAUCCGUCUAACCAAAGUUCCAAAAGGGAAAUUCGGAAAGUUGGCGGUGAGGUAUCGGCAUAGAGACUGCGAGGGACUGCUCGGUUAAUCCGGGCUCGUGUGUGGGCACACAAUAGCCGAUCGGGCAUACUGGUGGUGACACGACUGCGGACUUUCCUUAGACAAGAACGAGAACAUACGAAGCUCGCGAAGUGCAUGGUGCCUGUGUGCGUGUCACCGGGAAACGGUUCAGAGCCGCUACGGCGGCGCUCCCCGAAUCGUAACCACAGAAUCGAGUCCGCCGCGGUGGUGAGGCAGGCCUAUCGCGGUCUGUCUAUCGGGCCACGAGAGAUUGAACAGUACGAUCGGGAUCGCACGCGGCGGGGCCGUUUGUAAUGGAGGUGGUUUCCGAGUGUGUUCCCGUGCAAGAGAACAGGUCACGGCGAUGCACGCCGUAUUGACUGAGACGCGACAUUUAUCUUUGACUAUUCCUCCCGGCCGGCCGGGUGAGAACGGAGCCAGGUCGAAAUUGGUAUGGAAUCGUCCAGGGCCUUCGACACGACGAACACUCGCUCCCGUCUCUGAUAACUACUAGCCGCAUAGAAACAGAUAGAAGCAGAAGAAGAAGGAAAAAAAGGGGGAAAGAGAUAGCUGUGCGUGCGUUUCGCGCGUGUUACUCCUUCGUUGUGCCCUUUUAUUCAUACCGUAUUCGUAUUAAGUGUAAACAGUUUUCUUGAAAUCUGCUUCGAGGUUAGGAUAGCAUGGGGAUUGAUCCCCUGAAGGCAUCGACCGACGAACCGUGACACCUGCGACUCGCCGCGUAUACGGUGUGUCUCUCCUGUCUGUGCGUGCGUGCGUGCGUGCGUGUGGUGUUGUGUGCGUGUAUAUCCUCCCCAGGAAGCCGCUGGAGUAUUUAUUUCCAUCGGCGGUUGUCCAAGGGAAGACGAGAAAAGAAAAUAUGUCAAGAAUGGGGAUCGAUCCCCGAUACAACAACGUACAGCGUUGCGACCACUGAAAUCGACCGGGUUUAUUGUUCGACGUGUCGGGGGUAUAGUUUUUGACCGUUGAAACGAGCGUGUUUCACCUCGGCAGUUAAACGAACUGUUGCGGAUACUUCGGCCACCACGGAGGACACUAUAUAGCAAAAUGCAGAAAAGAGACGGUAGAGAUACGCGCGAGAAGGAGCUCGCGCGUAACUCCGAACGCGACCAGGAAGCCGCCAAGAGGACCUCCCGUGGCAGCGGUAACAAUGCUGCCAGAUCCUCCAAUGUGCAUUCCUCGAGGCAUAGUGUCACGUCGUCGUCCAACCCAGUGCAGAUGGUCGGUCCCAACUUCCGUGUCGGCAAGAAGAUCGGUUGUGGCAACUUUGGGGAACUCCGACUCGGGAAAAAUGUCUACAACAACCAGCAUGUAGCAAUUAAAAUGGAACUGAUGAGGUCGAAGGCACCACAGCUUCAUUUAGAAUAUAGGUUUUACAAAUGUUUAGGUACACAUGAGGGUAUACCGGAAGUGUAUUACUUCGGCCCGUGCGGGAAGUACAACGCGAUGGUGAUGGAGCUUCUCGGACCAAGUCUGGAGGACCUUUUCGACCUCUGCGGAAGGAGGUUUACCCUGAAGACGGUUCUGAACAUCGCCACACAACUUCUCCAUAGGAUAGAAUACGUGCACAGUCGACAUUUGAUCUACCGCGACAUCAAGCCGGAAAACUUCCUGAUAGGACGAUGCACAAACAAACGAGAGGUUAUACACAUCAUCGACUUCGGACUGGCUAAAGAAUACGUAUGCCAGGAGACGAACAAGCAUAUACCUUAUCGAGAACACAAAAGCCUGACGGGCACGGCGCGUUAUAUGAGCAUCAACACGCACCUGGGAAAAGAGCAGAGCAGAAGAGACGAUCUGGAAGCGUUGGGGCACAUGUUCAUGUACUUCCUGCGCGGCAGCCUGCCGUGGCAAGGUCUGAAGGCGAACACGCUGAAGGAACGAUAUCAAAAGAUCGGCGACACGAAGCGGAACACGCCGAUCGACGUUCUAUGCGACGGGCAUCCCGAGGAAAUGGCCACGUAUCUGCGAUACGUACGCAAACUGGACUUCUUCGAGAUGCCCGACUACGAAUACAUGCGGAAGCUGUUCAGCGAUCUAGCCGAGAAGCGCGGUUUCGUCAACGACGACGAGUUCGACUGGACCGGGAAGACGAUGCCAGAAAACUUCGAACAACUUAAAGCUCUGAGGAUGGCUCCUCCCUCUCACAUUGGGAAGACCAAGUCCGACGAGACAACGCCCGUCGGAUCGUUGCAAACGGGACAAGAGGUUAUCGUAUCGCCGAAUCGUGAUCGGCAUCCCUACAAGGAUGUGACAGGUGCAGGGGUGGGCGGAGAGGGCGGUAAGGGGGUGGGCACCAUGUGGCCAGAUACUAUGAAGCAAUCAGGAGCCGGUGGUACAUUGACACCUGCUGAUAGGCACGGUUCAGUACAGGUGGUGUCCUCGACGAAUGGGGAAUUAGCGAACGAUGAUCCCACUGCAGGACAUUCGAAUACUCCAAUUACAGCACCUCAGGAAAUGGACAUGGUCGACGAAACCAAUGUUUGCUUUAUUUACAGAUGCUGUUGCUUCUUCAAACGGAAGAAGAAGAAAAGUGGAAGGCAAAAGUGACUGUUCUCGUCGUUCUCAAGGUGGCACUACAGUGCGUGUGUAACAGUGAGGAUGAAGUUUGGAAGGAACGUGUCGCCGCGGCAGUGCGAAUCGGUAAACACGACGGGACCACCACGGGCAGAGAAGCUGCGGCCGAUCCGGGAAGGAAGGCCGCCGUUACCUUGCCACGUGCCGGAAGUCGGACCGCUUCUUGAGAUUCGGUGCUGCACACCAUCGUCACGAUGACACGCCCGUAGCCGUCGCCACCGUUAUCAAAUUAAACCACCACACAGCCAUCAUUAUUACUGCUACUAUUAUUACUAUUAUUAUCAUUAUUAUUGUCACGAUUAACUUUUUUUCUCUUCUUCCUUUCCUUCUUACGAUUAUUAUUAUUAUUACUAUCACGAUUAUUGUAUUAUUAUUUUAUUAUUAUCGUCUAUGAUUAUCAUUGUCAUAUCUCGUCUACGAUCAUCGUUUAUGGAUCAACGUCGUUGUUAACGAUAACACUUGUAAACUCGUCACCGUUGACUGAGGACCGUUCGGGGCCGUCGUCGUCGGUCCCGGCAUACGUUCAGUACUGGCGAACGUCCAGUGUCCACUACCAACAUAACCGUAAGAAGUAAGGAAUUGACGUGCCGAUGGUGAAAGAACGCGUUUGUGCCUACGACACUAUUAAUCAUGUACCGCCGGCUGGCAAUCUUUGAACAACACGCUGAUUACUGCGAAAUGUGUUACGAUACGUAUAUUAAAUCGUAAAUGAAUUGAAGCUGAGAUCUCAUUUCACUCUUUAAAGUCCCGGACAACGAGCGCGUACCGUGUGUACUCCUGCUUGUGUCGAGUUUCAACGACGCUCGUGUAGUCUGAUCGUGAUUGGAACAAAAAGGCAUGAAACUGAAAGCAAGCGCUCGAUAAAGUAACAAAAUUUACGAAUCGUGAUCGACGUAUCGUUUCGCGAACCUUGAAUUUUCUUUUUACCCGUGUUAGAUCUUGCCGCCUAUUUUUGAAGUACGGAACCAAUUAUAUGGUAAAAGGAGUCGGCAAAUUAUGUUUUAACGUAGCCAAACGAAAAUAUUAAACUUCACAGGUAAUAUCGAGGAUAGUGUCUGAUUGUGGAGGAUGUGCUGAACUUGAGUUCAUUCAACUCUGUCAAGAAUUCCUAGGAAAGCUGAAGGUAUAGUAAAAAAUAUAAAAUCUUUUGUUUUGCAACUGUUUCGAUCUUGCUAUCAUGGUAGUUCGCCGACUCCUGGAUCGAUGAGUUCGUUAAACGUCGGAUGGAUUUUACUUCAUUUAAUUUCAUCAUCUUGUAGAGUACGCGAAGCAAUCGUAUAACAGUAUUAACGCUAUCGAUAAGUAGCCGCGAAGAUCGUGCUGGAUCGUGCUCGUCAUAAUCUUAGUUGGUUAAACUUUAUUUCACGCAACCAUUUUUUACGCCUACACUGCCGGUCGUUGCUCUAUGCAAGUGCACGAUUUAUACUCGAAGUCACCACGCUGUAUAUAAUGUAUCGAAAAACGUUUCGCUACGGAGGCUUACCGUAUACUUCUUUCAUCGGGCGCGCAAGCUUCGUAUCGUCGAAAUUGACAGUCACAAACUAACAAAAAAAAGAAAAAAAAAAGAAAAAAAAAAUGAAAAAAAAUGAAAGAAAAAUAAAGGAAAACGAUUCCAAACAGACCAGUUUCGGUUUCAUGCCUUCCGCGAGAUGAUCGCGUGGAAAGCGUAAUAGGUCGCAGAAUUCAAGCUACACUUUACAUAACAUAUCGAAAGAGAAUUAAUAAAAAAAAAAAAAACACGUAAUGAAUUUUCGACCGUAGAUGCUAAUCGUCUACCGUGAAAAUUUCGUAGUACGAUGUAGAUGUCGAUACAACUGAUCCGUGUUCUAUCAAGGAUUCGAGGGUGUGAAUCGAUUUUCUCGGGUUUAAAUUGUCGUUUAAGAGCGAACCCGCUAGUUUCGAACAAAUUUUCUUUUUAUUCGUGGAACACGUUUGUUAACGAACACAAUUGACUAAGAGUGUAACGAAUAGAGAACCAAAGUAUGCCUGUAAUUGAUUAUACAUCAAUGUAGCACUGAUUUUAAAGCAAUGAGAAACUAAGAAACAGAAUUUCCUUCGAACGAAAACGCCAGACAGACGUAAAUAGUAUUGGAUUUGAGUCGAAAAAAAAAAAAAAGAAAAGAAAAAUAUGUAAAAAUGAACGUGAUACCGAAUGCAGUCCUGUGAACUUACUUGGGAGGCGUGGAGAACUUCGUCGAGGACUUGUUUAAUACGUUAUUUCCAGAAAGUUAUAAA